AUGAGAGCUCGAUUGUGGAAUACCGUUGAACAGACCAUGCCAUGGAUCGGUCGUGGUAGCCGGCAGCCAUUAUCACAGAUCGAGGCUCGUUCUCCAUUUUCGACUGUAUCCCCCUCAUACGCACCGCCCGAUUCAGCAAGAGACUCGGCUGUCCGUCGCCAGAGAGAAACGGAUGUUCUCAGAUCAAGCCAGUCCGCGAAUACCGAGUCCUCGAGUAGCAAUUCGUCAGGGGUUGCGGAUAUAUUGCGUAUGAUGCAAAAAGAUCGACAGGUAGCUGGCCAGAAGUCUGCCACCUACGCGGAUGGGCUUAGGAAACGACAGGAGGAAACCUACCAGGCAUACGGCAAUCGUGCGCCUCCAUAUAACCUGCACGUCUAUGCCCACAAACACAAUACGAUAAUCACACUUACAAGGCCAAACGGAAACCCAUUGAUGUCUCUCGGCUGUGGUAAUAUCGGAUUUCGCAAAUCUCAUCGUUCCGGGUACGACCCGGCCUACCAACUUUCCUCACACGUCUUCGCACAAAUCCAAGAAAAGGGCUUGUUACAUGAAAUCAAGGGAAUUACACUCGUGUUGCGAGGCUUUGGAAUGGGCCGGGAGGCCUUCAUCAAGGUGUUGCUUGGAAACGAAGGACGAAACGUUCGGCCGUUAGUCACACGCGUCACGGACAAUACCACAAUAAAAUUUGGUGGUACGAGGAGCAGACAUGUGCGCAGACUGGGUUAA
Talaromyces marneffei is the source of this 726-nucleotide messenger RNA. RefSeq lists its product as uncharacterized. The transcript has a single exon. Gene Ontology annotation, biological process: maturation of SSU-rRNA from tricistronic rRNA transcript (SSU-rRNA, 5.8S rRNA, LSU-rRNA); translation; ribosomal small subunit assembly. The record is from RefSeq and is a predicted model, not a curated record. Gene Ontology annotation, cellular component: mitochondrial small ribosomal subunit; ribosome. Gene Ontology annotation, molecular function: mRNA 5'-UTR binding; small ribosomal subunit rRNA binding; structural constituent of ribosome. NCBI's taxonomy places the organism in Eukaryota, Fungi, Ascomycota, Eurotiomycetes, Eurotiales, Trichocomaceae. The coding region runs from base 1 to 726 and encodes 241 amino acids.